AUGGAGACCUUCAUCUACUCCCACCUCGACCUCCACGUCCACAUCGCCCUCUUCCACGAUGUAUCAAACUCGGCAGAUAUCAGGAAGAGGAUUAUAGCUGCGGCGACUCUCAAAGGCGAAGAAGGAGACGCGGAACGAGAACGCGUUAACUUUGCUUUCGUCGACGCACGCUUGGUGACAAGCUUGUUGCAUUUCCAGACGGCGAUAUAUCAGGCUAUUCUGUCGGAGAAGCAGGGCGCUUUGAGGACCAAGACCGUGCAUUCUGAGAUCUUAUUCGCGUUGAAUCCCAGUAACAAUAUCACUGAGGCGAUCAGGAGAUACGGCGUUUCGGAUACAACGUCUUCACUCCUCGUGGUUCGCGUUGCAUCGCCCGAUCUAUCCGAUGUCGAAGGAAAGAUGAGGGAGGUCGUUAAGGGUGGUAUAGAGCCAUUGUCAGCGCUCGAGAAGGAUACCGAUUGGGCUGCGGUGAAGAAGUACCAUAAACUCAACACCGAGCCUGCGAUCAAAGAGGCCGGGAAAGAUGUCGCCCGAGAACGGCCUCGACUCUACAAAGCGGAUCAUAUUGUAGCAUACCAUACACCUCAUUGUAGCCUACCAACCUGCUCCGAGUCAUACUUCGUAUCUUGUCAAGUGGAAGUAUCUUCGAUGGCGCGUGGUCGAUGGGUGUUUGCGUUGCUCGUUUGUAUCCAGUAG
Molecule: messenger RNA, 693 nt
Organism: Peniophora sp. CBMAI 1063
Lineage: Eukaryota; Fungi; Basidiomycota; Agaricomycetes; Russulales; Peniophoraceae
Source: the annotation of a GenBank genome assembly